Meloidogyne enterolobii is the source of this 1200-nucleotide messenger RNA. The record is from the annotation of a GenBank genome assembly. Lineage: Eukaryota; Metazoa; Nematoda; Chromadorea; Rhabditida; Meloidogynidae.
GUUUAUCAAAAUGGAAAUGGAGCUGAUCCAGUUAAUUGUGAUAAUGGUGGAGGAGAAGGAACAGUCGAUGGAGAUGGAACUGGUAUCAAAGAGGAGACUGGUGGAGGAGGAGGUGGUGGUAGUGGAGGUGGAGGAUUUGCUGGAUUUAGUAACAGAGGAUCGAGGAAUAACGCACAGCUUGAACCUGAACAAUUUCGGAAGAUUUUCAUUGGAGGACUCUCAUUGAACACAACAGAUGAAAAUCUUCAUAACUUUUAUUCACAAUGGGGUGAACUUGUUGAUUGUAUUGUAAUGCGUGAUCCUGCAAGUAAACGCUCGCGUGGAUUUGGAUUUGUCUCGUAUUCUUGUCAAAGCGAGGUUGAUCUGGCCAUGGCUGCACGUCCGCAUAAUAUUGAUGGUAAAGUGGUGGAUCCGAAACGAGCUGUUCCACGUGAUCAGUCACAAAAAUCUGAACAGAAUAUGUCAACAAAGCGUCUUUAUGUGUCUGGUGUUCGAGAAGAGCACACAGAAGAUAUUUUUAGCAAAUAUUUUGCACAAUUUGGAGUUGUCACAAAAGUUGAAAUCAUCACUGAUAAAGUUACUCAAAAAGCGCGUGGAUUUGCCUUUAUUUCUUUUGAUGAUUAUGAUUCUGUUGAUAAAUGUGUUCUCCUAAAAUCACAUAUGAUCUAUGGCUAUCGUUGUGAUGUAAAAAAGGCAUUGAGUCGAGAUGAAAUGCAGAGGGCUGCCCAAAAAGAACGUGAUCGUAUGGAGAGAGGAACUCGCACGAGAGAUCCUGUUGGUCGUGGUUCACAGCCUUAUGGCGGUGGAAGAAGUGGCGGCGGUUAUGGCGGAGGUGGCUAUGGUGGGCAAUAUGGUGGUGGUUAUGGGCCACCGCCUGCAUGGGGACCUCCAGCACCUGCACCGCAAUGGGGAGGAGGCGGUUAUGCUGGAAGUUACGGAGGAGGUGGGUAUGCUGCAAGUUAUGGACCAGGACCUGCGCCAUGGGGUGGUGGUGCACCUACAGGGCCUCAAGCUGCUGAGCAAGGACAGUGGGCUGCGGGUGGAGGUGGUGGUUAUGCUGCUAGUGGAGGUGUUGGUGGAGGAGCUCAAUCAGGCACUGGAGCCACCGCCACUCAACAAGAUUACACGUCGAAUCAAUGGCCACCUCAAGGACCGCAAGGUGUCCCACCUCCACAACAAUGGAGUGCAGGACGUUAUUAA